CUGCAGUGUUGUGAUUGUUCCAACAUCUGUCUCAUACGCAUAUACAUAUGUUUAUUUAAUAAGUAUGCAUCAUUCUAUAAUGUAAUGUGUCCAAAACCCCCAAAAUUUCGUAAUUUUUUCGACUUUUUCCGGUGUGAAUCUGUCUCCGCGGUGGGGGUAAUUGAACGCGACCCUUGACACGGGCUACGUUCACGCAAGUCAAGUGUCAACGCUCCGUUCUAAAUAUACCUGUCAAAGUUUGUUGUUAUUUAUUUAUUUUUUCACUCGUCCCAACAUGGACUUUGUGAUAUCGGACGUAGCGACUGUCGAACAAGACGACGACGACGAGCCCCUCUUCGAGGUGACAAAAGUAGUGACAGUAGUGAAAGAAAAGCGGCCCUACCAACACCAGACCCGAGAGGUUAGGCCUACAAAGUACAUAAAAAUAUGCUUCGUGCCGCUGUGCCCCAACACCUCGAAGUCCACCCCCGAAAAGAUGUUCAUCACGAUACCCGUGAACCCCGCGCGGCGAAAACUGUGGUUGGACGCCGUCGGAAAGAGCGCCGUGGGGAGGAACCCCAAGUCUCCGAUGUUCUGUUGCCAGGACCACUUCAACCUGAAGAAGGACAUGAAGAACUUCGAGGAGCACCUCAGACGGGGCAAAGUGCAAAUGUUGCUGUACCAGACCGUGGUGCCGCACAUCUUCAUCUGUAACAAAUACGGGCACUUGAAGAGGAACGAGCGAAUAGACGUGCUGCGGAAAUUACACGAAGAGAGAGAUCUGAAAAUGUCGCAGGAGCCUGAUGAAGAGCAGGAGGAGGAGGUCACCCUUAUCUCGAAACUAACGCCGCGCCAAAGAUCCCUGGAAGCAGCUAAACAGAAACAAGUGGAAGAAGUAUUGCCCAACAAGACAGUAUUUAUCGAGAUGCCUGCUUUCGAAUACGAAGAUCAACCCGAAUACGUCGAGAUCAAAGAGGAUGGGGUUGACACCAUCGUUAUCGAUGAUUCUGAUUGAGUACUAACACACCUCAUUAUGCGUAUUUAUUUAUUAAAUAAUAUAGUUAAAUCUCAGUUAUCUAUAUAUAUGCAAUUUAAUAAUAUUGACUCAUAAAUAAAAGUAUAAUUUUA
Zophobas morio is the source of this 1107-nucleotide messenger RNA. RefSeq lists its product as uncharacterized. NCBI's taxonomy places the organism in Eukaryota, Metazoa, Arthropoda, Insecta, Coleoptera, Tenebrionidae. The record is from RefSeq and is a predicted model, not a curated record. The transcript has 4 exons. Bases 275 to 994 code for a protein of 239 amino acids.